Messenger RNA from Puntigrus tetrazona (Sumatra barb), 1673 nucleotides. Its product is annotated as AT-rich interactive domain-containing protein 1B-like. NCBI's taxonomy places the organism in Eukaryota, Metazoa, Chordata, Actinopteri, Cypriniformes, Cyprinidae. Bases 219 to 1673 code for a protein of 484 amino acids. The record is from RefSeq and is a predicted model, not a curated record. The transcript has 5 exons.
ACAGUCAUCCCCUGACAGGACAGCGCUGGCAAGGGCUCCAUCCACGAUCCCAAAUCUAAUGGUGUGAAUGAGGAGGAAUCGGUGCGAUGUGGGGCUGUGCGCUGCCUCAAUGAAUAAUGUAGAUGGGCAUCAGCAUGCGUCUAUAGUCUCUGCGAAAACACGGACGCUGAGAAUCAACGCGCACAGCCUUUUCUGCCCGUUUAUCCGCGACAUCGAGUAUGGAAACGGGUCUGGUUGCGAAUCAUCAAGUGAAAAAUGUUGGAAGCGGAGAUCCCCCUCCUUCGCCUCAUCAUCGCACACCUCCACAGCAACAGUCGCAAGCAUCAUUCCAUCAGCAGCCACAGCAGCGAGCCGUGCACAACAACAACAACAACAUCAACCCGACACCCGUGCGCGGAGAUCGACAGCAGCAUGGAGGGAAAGAAAACGCUCUGGAGACGCAGGUCGAUCGCCAUCCGCGUUUGCUGAACACAAGCGACGAGGAGGAGCGCUCGUCCAAAACCGGGGGGGAUCGGAUGGGCAGCAGGUACGAGCACUCCAACUUUGGACCAACGAGCAACAAUAACAACAACAACAACAGCGGCGGCGGCGGCGGCAGCGCGUCCCAAAGCGGGAACAGCUCCGUUUCUGAGUUUAAUCAUUAUUACGGGAAUGGAAGAGGAGGGCCUUGCUUUGAUCAACAUGGCGGACAACAAAGCCCUAGGACGGCUUUAAUGCAUCAAGCACAGGGCAGCAUGGAUCAAGUGCAAAACUCUCACGAAGGGUACCAUAAUAAUCCGUACAACCACUACCCCAACUACCGGCCGGGGUACGGUGGCGCUGGAUACGGUAUGAUGAGCCCAUCGCGGCAGGGGAACAUGAUGGGCCCAGGUACCAAUUCGCCUACUGCCGCUGCUGCUAGUCAUGGCAAGGCUGCUAUGGCCUCUACUGUUACCCCAGCUCCCGGUGCCAACGUUGGGGGGUUUCAGAGGUUCCCCGGACAAAACCAGCAGCACCCUUCUGGAGCUACACCCACCCUAAACCAGCUCCUGACAUCUCCGAGUCCGAUGAUGCGCGGAUACGGCAGCGGUUAUCAAGAUUACAGUAACCCGCCGCAGCAGCAGUCCGGGAUGGGUUUGGGCAAAGACUUGAGCUCCCCGUACAGCCCAGCUGCCAGCCACGGCUGGGGAGCACAACAAAGAAACCACCCGGCAAUGAGUCCCGGGAAUAACGGGAACGGCAGAGCUCAGGUGGCACCCAUGGACCCUAUGGCCAUGAAGCGCUCUCAGAUUUAUGGGAUGGGCAACAGUCCCUACUCUCAGCCGGGCGGAACAUAUCCGGGGCAGCCAUACGGAUCACCCACUUCUCACCGAUACCCAAUGGGAAUGCAGGGGCGUGGCCAAGUGGGCAUGGGAGGGAUGCAGUACCCGCAGCAACAGCAGAUGCCGGCUCAGUACGGGCCACAGGGAAUGGGCGGCUACUGUCAACAGGGUCAGCCCCCGUACUUCAGUCCUCCACAGCAGCAGUCUGCGGCCCCCUCUCAACCCCCCUACAUGCAGCAGCGCGCUCCAACACAACAGGAGACUCUGCAGGAGGGAUAUGGUAGCAGGGGCCAGUCUGGGAAACCAAACCACGAUGACAUGGGUCUUACUCAGCAGGACCGCCCGUCCAGCCUCCCGGGGUUUGAUGACUGA